GUUCAGCCUAAAGAGAUACUAUAUUUAUAUUUAUAUAUAUGUGUAUACAUGUAUGGAAUCCGAAUUCGAAUAGAACUCAAAAAACGACAUUGCCGGUAACAGUGAAGCCAAGAGACCAAAACGUCAGGCGAAGAAAAAAUUCCGCUAUAAAAUUUGGAGAGACCCUUUCUUUCAUUCCCAACCAUCCAAUUCUUCACCAAAAGCAGCGCUUUUUACGUACAACCCAGAUACAGAUUCUCCACUACAACAACAAUCUCUUCCUCUCUGAGAUCUGCUAAAGCUUGUGUUUUCUUGUUUGCUUUUAGCUUUGCAAAGUCGCAACCCACACACCUGGCCUCUCUAUGCACUCCAUCGCUUUCUGUCUCCAUAUAACAAGUCUUAGUAAACAUAUUGGCCGCAUUCUGGGUUAGCUGUUGUUUCUAUCGGCACUUGGUUCCGUGUUCAGGAAAAACUAAAGCAUAAAACAUGUGGGGAGAAACAAGAGAUAAACCUGAAGGUGAACUUAAUGUAAGUUUUGGCUAUCAAUGCAAUGACAACAGAGGUAGAUCUCUUGAGAUUUCCAAAGGAUAUGAAAUCCUACCUAAAAUCCAAAAGACCAGCAGCUUCUCCUGCUUGUCUGGUGCUGCAUUGAGUGCCAAUGCCACACUGGCAAACACAAAUAUUUGCAAUGGUUUGAUAGGAGCAGAAAUACUUCCUAGUUUGGACUCCCCUAAUUCCUUUCAUAAGGUUUCCUCUUCACCUGCCCUUUCAAGGUUGGACUUAUUAUCAUCUUCUCUUCAGAGCACCAUGUCAAACUUAAGUUGCAGUCCUUCCCCUCCGAGUGAUCACGAAUCUUAUUUGUUGAAACCUAUGAGUGCUCCUUCAACAAGUGAAGGUUUUCUUAAUGCUAUGGAACUACAGGUGGCAGGUGGGGCUGCUGGUGAAGACAGGGUUCAAGCUGUUUGUUCUGAAGAAAAUGGGUGGCUCUUUUGUGCAAUCUAUGAUGGCUUUAAUGGAAGAGAUGCAGCUGAUUUUCUGGCUGGGACAUUGUAUGAGACUGUCAUAGUUUACUUUAAUUUAUUAGGCUGUGAAUCAAAGCAUGAUUUAUCAAGAGCUUCUAACAGUUUGUAUUUGGAUGAGUCUUUCCAAUAUACUUUAGGCGACAGUACUACUGUUACUGAGGGAAAGCUUCCAUCAAUAACUCAUAGUGACAAAGAUUCAUGUUUUGACUAUAUCAACAAGCAUGGCUCAUCUGCUAAAAUAGAAUUGGCAUCUGACUCGUUUCAGUGUGGGGUACUUGAUAGCCUCCUACGUGCUCUUAAUCAGGCUGAGAAUGACUUUUUAUACAUGGUUGAGCAGGAAAUGGAGGACCGUCCUGAUUUGGUUUCUGUAGGAUCUUGUGUUUUAGUUGUGCUUCUUCAUGGGAACAAUUUGUAUACACUCAAUUUAGGCGACAGCAGAGCUGUGUUGGCAACAAAUGGUGAAGGUGAUGACACAGAGGGGAAUGAGAAACUGAAAGCUGUCCAGCUCACUGACAGUCAUACUGUUGACAAUGAAGUAGAAAAAAAUCAACUCCUGCUUGACCAUCCUGAUGACCCAAGGACCAUUGUAGCUGGAAGAGUGAAGGGAAAACUGAAGGUCACUCGUGCUUUUGGAGUUGGUUACUUGAAAAAGAAAAUACUGAACGAUGCACUAAUGGGUAUUCUUCGAGUUCGGAACCUUAUAAGCCCUCCAUAUGUAUCAACUGAACCAUCACUGAAUGUGCAUACCAUUUCAAAAUCCGAUCGCUUCGUUAUACUUGGGAGUGAUGGUUUGUUUGACUUCUUCAGCAAUGAUGAGGCAGUAAAACUUGUCCAUUCUUUUAUCUUGAGCAAUCCAUCUGGUGAUCCAGCUAAGUUUCUGUUGGAGCAGCUUGUUGAGAGAGCAGCCGACUGUGCAGGUUUCAGCUUGGAAGAAUUAAUGAAUGUUCCAGCUGGUAGUAGAAGGAAAUAUCACGAUGAUGUUACUGUAAUUGUGAUCAUUCUCGGAACAAACCAGCGCACCUCAAAGGCAUCGACUUGCACGUAAGAUUUGAAGCGGCCAUCCUAUAUCUUGCAGUGGAAUGUUUCUGCCUUAUAGGAGUAAUUUUCAGAUGGUACAUAUCAAUGUCAGAAACACUAGUAGUUAGUUCUUGAUCUGUAAAAAGUUCUUUUUAUUACUGCAUUUUUUUAUGAUCACAAAUUGCACUUGUGCCUUUGCCUUUAUGCAAGUAAGGCGAGCAUUCAUUCUCUUUUUAUUAUUGGAAAUUAAUGUGGUGAGAAACUUUGGCAAAGUUA
Juglans regia (Persian walnut) is the source of this 2294-nucleotide messenger RNA. RefSeq names its product probable protein phosphatase 2C 40. The transcript is spliced from 4 exons. The record is from RefSeq and is a predicted model, not a curated record. Gene Ontology annotation, molecular function: protein serine/threonine phosphatase activity. Bases 466 to 2046 code for a protein of 526 amino acids. NCBI's taxonomy places the organism in Eukaryota, Viridiplantae, Streptophyta, Magnoliopsida, Fagales, Juglandaceae. Gene Ontology annotation, biological process: protein dephosphorylation.